CUUAUGCCUCAAUGAUGGUAACACAAUGAUUAGACGCUGAUUAGUUUGCUGAAAUUAAGAAUUUCAAAUCCUUUUCUUCUGAUUUAUUUAGCAAGCUCCAGAGUAUCUGACAUUGUAUAACAAUCCUCUGUACGUUAUCAACCAAGUUAUCAACUCUCAUUUUAUUACAAUACUUUAUCUUCAUGAAUCAUACUUCAUUCAUUAUCUCUACCUGUGUGCAUUAUGUGUGUCAUUUAAACAUAAUUUCAUCUAUUGGACACAGAUCUCGCGAAGUCUCGUUUACAUCUCAUGACUGCAGUCCAAAGUCUCCCGACAGUGAAGGAUCAUAAAAUCUACGCCCACCAUAGAAAAUAUGGCACAUUCCAAAUUGAGCGUACCAAGCUUGGGUACACCCCAGCACUUUUUAGAGUGUGACAUUAAAGACUGUGAGAGGAAAUGUCAAUUUUACUGCAAUCCUUGCCAUCAGCAGAUGUGUGAACAAUGCAGAGACGAACAUCUGAAGAAUUCAGGAUACAAGAACCAUGAGGUGGUCCUUUACCAACAACGAAAGCGACAACUGCCUGUGGAGAAAUGCAAGAUCCACCCCACUAAAGAUAUAGACAUGCUUUGUGAGGAAUGCCAAGUUCCACUAUGUUCCAAGUGUGCGACCCAGAAACAUCAUCGUGGGCAUAUAUUUAUUGAUCUGGAGACAGUUUAUGCAGAAAAUAUGGCACUUUGCCUUGGGGAGAUAUCCAAAAUCCACGAAUAUUUCCUUCCAACAUCACAAGAUUUACAGAAAGAAAUAAAAGGCGAUUCCACAGAAAUAAAGAUGAUCAUGGACAGCUUAAGAACAGCCAUGAAGGUUGAUGGAGAGUCCCUCACAAGCAUAGUUAACGAAGUGGUGUCAAAAAAUAUACAACAAGUGGACAACAUAGAACAGUCAUUGCUGGAGAAAUUACAGAGUCAAGAUACAACAGUGAAAGAUUACAUUUCAUAUCUACAUGACCUUGUCAAAGAGUUCCAUAACUACCUGUCUUCUUCAAAGCUUACAGAUAUAAUUCCUAAACUUUCUGAGAAGUUCAAGGAUAUCCGACCCCUACCAGAGAAAACAAAACCGGUUACACCAGUGUUUACUGUUAGUCAAUAUAGCAAAGAUGAUGUUGCCAAAUUACUUGGAAAAAUAAAUUUUAAAGACACAAAAGCAGAAAUAAGAAAAUCAAAACCCAUGGAAAUUGUUUCUUCAACAUCAAUGGAAUCUACAAGUCAACAGAAGAAACGAGACAGAGAUACGAAAUCUGAUGUGAAACAAACAAUGUCUCUAUCUUCCUCUGUCACUGAGGUCAGGAAGUUUCAUGUCCUAGAUGUUAACAAUGCAUCCCAUAUGUCACUAUAUAAAUCAGGCAGACUCUGGGUCAGUGACAAUCAUGGUAACCUUGUCCGAACAGAUGUAAUGGGGAAUCAGCUACAAAAGAUACGAAUCAGUGCUGGAAUGUGCGUCCACACAGUCGCACAGGACGGGGAUCUGAUCUUUAUAGACAGUGAUAAUAAAGUCAUCUAUAAGAUAACACUGGAUUACAAUAUCACAGAAUUCAUUAAAACAGGCGACUGGACACCAGGCUCCAUAUACUCCUCCCUCAUCAACGGGGACAUUCUGGUGGGGAUAGGGAAGGAUAAAGAGAGUAAAGUCAUGCGGUACAACAAGACAGGAAAAGAACUACAGAACAUAAAGAAGGAUAACAUAGGACAGAAACUAUAUACUGUUCCAAUCUAUAUCACAGAAAACGUCAACGGAGAUGUCUGUGUGUCAUACUUUAAUGAAAAGGCUGUAGUGGUGGUGAAUAAAUCAGGACAACACAGGUUUUCCUACACAGGGUGGAAGUCAGGGUUCCGUCCCUUUGGAAUAUGUACUGAUGUCCUCGGUCACAUCCUGGUGUGUGAUUUACACUCUGUUCAUCUCCUUGAUCAGGACGGUCAAUUCUUGUCUCUAUUACUCACAGAACACGGGGUAUACAGUCCCUUGUGUGUGUGCGUGGAUGAUGAGAACAAGCUUUAUGUGGGAAAUCAAUACAACAACAUAGUGACAGUGUACAAGUAUCUCCAGUGAUUCUUACUUUGUGAACAUGAUGGAUAUUUAUAUUAUAGGAAUAACAACAAACCAACACAGUGGCAGUGUGCAAUUAUCUCCAGUGAUUCUUACUUUGUCAACAUCAUAGAUAUAUAUAUUAUAGGAAUAACAACACACCCACACAGUGACAGUGUACAAGUAUCUCCAGUGAUUCUUACUUUGUGAACAUCAUGGAUAUCUAUAUUAUAUUGUUUCUUCCUUAACGUCUCGCUCGAGAAUUCUUCACUCUUAUGAAGAAGUCAACAAGAUCGGUGAAGGGCUUCAAAUUUAGCCCUUUGCUCGGUGCUUACGGUCAUUGAGCAGUGAGGGUUCUUUAGCGUACCACACCUACUGUGACAUGGACUCACAUUCAGAGUCUCGGGAGCUUAUAAACUUUGACAGGAAAUGUGAGUACAUAUAACCCGCCAAGAAUCCAUAUAACGAAUGCAUCCUACUGCAUAGCGUUUAAUUCUUAAAAAUAAAAGUUUGGUAUGAGAUGAA
This is a messenger RNA of Ostrea edulis (European flat oyster), 2584 nucleotides long. RefSeq lists its product as uncharacterized. NCBI's taxonomy places the organism in Eukaryota, Metazoa, Mollusca, Bivalvia, Ostreida, Ostreidae. The record is from RefSeq and is a predicted model, not a curated record. The coding region runs from base 353 to 2083 and encodes 576 amino acids. Gene Ontology annotation, biological process: positive regulation of DNA-templated transcription. Gene Ontology annotation, molecular function: zinc ion binding; ubiquitin-protein transferase activity. Gene Ontology annotation, cellular component: chromatin; nucleoplasm. The transcript has 2 exons.